Molecule: messenger RNA, 1606 nt
Organism: Papilio xuthus (Asian swallowtail)
Lineage: Eukaryota; Metazoa; Arthropoda; Insecta; Lepidoptera; Papilionidae
Source: RefSeq, a predicted model, not a curated record
CUUUGCUCUCAUUUCGAAUGACGCCGUUUGCCAAAUACAAUUCGACUUGUUCGAGCUAUUAACAACAUCGAGAUUAUCGAAUGAACGCACCGCUAGCGAUUGUCUUUUAAAAUUAACUCGCAUCCCAAAAAGUGCAUUAAAAUGAAAUCGAUCAUUGUGCUUACAUCACUACUUGCAAACGUACUCGCUUACCACGACCCAGAUCUCAAUUACCACCUUAGUCAAGUGCAGAAAGGACAAGGAUGUGGCGACUCGGGUUACUCGUAUCCCGUGCCUACCACGCAGCUGUCUACCGGAGUAGCUUCUAACCAGUAUGGAGGCGUCGCGUACCAACAGCAAGCGAUACAAGCGACUGCGUACCAAGCUCCACUAGUAACUCAAGCGAACUAUAAACAAACUGCAAAUCAAAACGAAUUUCACGGCUACGCUACCUCCGCUGGAUUAUCAUCGGCUGCAUCGUCUGGCAGAACAGUGACGCCGUUAGCAACUUACGCGCAAGCCCCGAUCAUAGCUAAAGUUACUGCAGCGCCCUUAAUUGCCAAAUACUCUCUGUCACCGCUCAGAACCACAUACGCCUCUAACAAUUUACUUACCCAACAAUCGAUAUCUUUGGGUUCCGCGAAAGCAUCUCUAAACUCUUACAGUGUCCAAUCUGGUGGUCCAGUUGUGUCUCAAGUAUUCGCCGCACCAACUGUUGGAUAUAAAGCAUCUGAAGCGAUUCAAGUUCAACAAACUCCCCAAAUUGCUUACGCUACGCCAGCAGCUAUAAAUCAAUAUCAACAAGUGGGACCUAUUUAUCGAGCACCAGCUAUUGCGACAUCUCAGUACAGCGCGCCAACUGUUGAGGAAUAUCACGCGCGAUCCGGUGUGCAAUACAAUUCUCAAUCGUCAGCUUCUAUCGGAUAUUCAGCACCCAAAGUGUCACCAAGUUAUACUCAAUAUUUUACACCGGCAAUUGCUCAAUACUCAGCUCCAGCAGUUAGGCAAUAUUCAGCUCCAGCAGUUGCGCAAUACUCAGCUCCAGCAAUUGCACAAUACUCAGCUCCUGCAGUGACUCAAUAUUCAGCACCUGCAGUUUCGAUACAACACUCGACUCCAGCGGUAACACAAUAUUCGGUGCCAGCUGUUGGUGUACAACACGCACCAUUAGUGCAGUACUCUGCACCUGCAGUAUCAAUCCAGCGUUCACCAUCAGUAGUUCAGUACUCGGCACCGGCAGUCGCAGUGCAGCAUUCUGCAGCUGUCUCUCAGUACUCACAAGCUGCUUUAAGAGGACACGCAUCUCUGGGAGUUAAGAAUGUUCACACGGAGUUUUUGGAAAAUUAUGACGCUCAUCCACGAUAUGCUUUUGAGUACGGUGUUAACGAUCCCCACACCGGCGACAUUAAGCAACAAAAGGAAGAGCGCGACGGCGAUGUUGUAAGAGGUCAAUAUUCUCUGGUGGAACCGGACGGCUCGGUGCGCACAGUGGACUACGUCGCCGACUGGGAGACCGGUUUCCAUGCCAACGUACACAAUAGCAAAGACAAACACUGAACAGUACCACUUGCAUAGGAUACUAUUGUAAAAUUUGUAAUCAUGUCCUUUAAAAAUAAGUUAAGAAUAU